This is a messenger RNA of Perkinsus marinus ATCC 50983, 198 nucleotides long. RefSeq lists its product as hypothetical. NCBI's taxonomy places the organism in Eukaryota, Perkinsozoa, Perkinsida, Perkinsidae. The transcript has 2 exons. The record is from RefSeq and is a predicted model, not a curated record. Bases 1 to 198 code for a protein of 65 amino acids.
AUGUCUUCCGAAUCGGAUGGCGGCGGUGGGAAUAUGAUAGAAAGCAUGCCGCAUUUUAUGUCUAUACUAUACCCGGGCUCGCUGGAGAAGGCCGAUAUAGAAAAAUUUGGUUUGGUUUGGUCUGGGAGCACGGCAUCUCCUGUAUACACAGUAUGGCCGUAUUGCUCUUGCGUCCUGCGAGGACGCUCAGUGCCAUAA